Messenger RNA from Phalaenopsis equestris, 991 nucleotides. Its product is annotated as thiamine pyrophosphokinase 1-like. Gene Ontology annotation, molecular function: thiamine binding; ATP binding; thiamine diphosphokinase activity. The coding region runs from base 45 to 827 and encodes 260 amino acids. The record is from RefSeq and is a predicted model, not a curated record. The transcript is spliced from 6 exons. NCBI's taxonomy places the organism in Eukaryota, Viridiplantae, Streptophyta, Magnoliopsida, Asparagales, Orchidaceae. Gene Ontology annotation, biological process: thiamine metabolic process; thiamine diphosphate biosynthetic process.
CUUCUUUAUGAGCGAAGUGCCAAGGACCGAAGACCUGAGUGUCAAUGGAGGUGAUGCGCCACGCUUCCACCUUUCUUCUUCCCUCAUCGUUAGAAACCACCGAUAAUUUCCCGUCGUCGGUGGACGCCCUCAUUAUCCUAAACCAGCGUCUCCCUCGUUUUGCUCCUCUCCUCUGGGAACGCGCGAAGCUGAGGGUUUGCGCGGAUGGAGGGGCAAACAGUGUUUUUGAUGGAAUGCCGGAAUUUUUUCCCGAUGAGGAUCCGUGGGAGGUUAGGCUUAGGUACAAACCAGAUGUAAUUAAUGGUGACAUGGAUUCAAUAAGAGCAGAAGUGAAGGAUUACUAUUCUGAUUUGGGGGUUGAGAUUGUGGACAAAUCUCAUGACCAAGGGUCAACCGACUUACGCAAGUGUGUAACUUUUAUUUGUGGGGGCCCUUCCAUUUUGGAGAAAUCGAAUCUUUGUAUUCUUGUUCUUGGAGCACUUGGGGGAAGAUUCGAUCAUGAAAUUGGUAACAUCAAUGUGCUUCAUCGGUUUUCGAACGUGCGCAUUAUUCUUCUAUCCGAUGAUUGUUUGAUUUUUCUUCUUUCAAAAACUCAUCGUCAUGAGAUCUAUAUCGAGUCAUCCGUGGAAGGUUCGCAAUGUGGUCUGAUACCAAUCGGUGCACCAUCAGCUCGUACCACAACACAUGGUCUUAAAUGGGAUCUUUCUGAAACGGGAAUGCAUUUUGGUGGAUUGGUGAGCACAUCUAAUUCUGUGCGGGAGGAGAAAAUUACAGUUCAAUCUGAUGUAGAUCUCUUGUGGACAAUUAGCCUUCGCAAACCAUGCUGAUGAAUUCCCAUGUGCCCUAUAGAUUUUAAACUUCUAUAAUAACAGGCAAUUUUCUCAACUCAUAUGCAAAUUUAUAUUUUGAAUGAUUGCAUUUGACCAAAUUAUAGAAAGGAGCAUGCAAAUAAAUUGAAUUUGUGGGAGGAGCAUGAAAAAAAAAAAUUUAA